GACGGGUAGUAACAAAAGAAGAAACAGGAGCUUCGGACCGAGCGGGCGUGUGGCGGGAGGGGCAGGCCGGCGUCCGAGAGCACCUCUGGUUGGGCCGCGGGCGGUGCGGAGCCGCAGCCGAGAACCUUCAGCAGAAGCUCUUCAAUGUCUUGCAUGUUACAGACUUUGCUGCUCCCAUCAGCUUGGAGAUAGCAUGUGGCUUCUGUCGGCUCUGCUGCUUUGGGUUCCAGCUGGUGCACAAGUGGGAGACCUUACAAAGGCAGUGAUCACCUUGCAGCCUCCAUGGGUCAUUGUAUUUCAAGAGGAGGAUGUAACCUUAUCGUGCGAGGGGCCCCAUCUGCCCGGGCACAGCUCCACACAGUGGUAUCUCAAUGGCACAGCCUUUCAGACCUUGACCCCCACAUACAGAAUCGUCGCUGCCAGUGUCAAUGACAGUGGUGAAUACAGGUGCCAGAUGGGUCUUUCGGUGCUGAGUGACCCAGUACAGCUGGAAAUCCACGUAGAUUGGGUGCUACUCCAGGUCCAAAGCAGAGUCGUCACGGAAGGGGAACCUCUGACAAUGAGGUGUCGUGGAUGGAAGAAUAAGCUGGUGUACAAUGUGGUUUUCUACCAAAACGACAAGGCCUUUAAGUUUUCUCCUCAGAAUUCUGAGUUCACCAUUCUGAAAACCAACCUGAGUCACAGUGGCGUCUAUCACUGCUCAGUCAUGGGGAGGCAACUCUACGUAUCACCAGGAGUCCCCAUCACUGUACAAGAGCUAUUUCCGGCCCCAGUGCUAAAAGCAUCCUUGUCAUUACCCAUCCUGGAGGGGCAGCUGGUCAACCUGAGCUGCGAGACGAAGCUGCUGCUACAGAGGCCUGGGUUGCAGCUUUACUUCUCCUUCUACGUGGGCGACACGGCCCUGAUGCACAGGAAUGCCUCCUCCGGGUUCCAGAUACUAAGUGCUAGGACAGAGGACUCGGGGCUCUACUGGUGUGAGGCUGCCACAGGAGAUGGCGCUGUCGUCAGGCGCAGCUCUGAGGUGGAGCUUCAGGUCCUCGGCCCCCAGGCACCAACUCCUAUUUGGUUUCACAUCCUUUUCUAUCUGGCAGUGGGAAUGAUAUUUUUGGUGGACACCAUCUUCUGUAUGAUUAUAUACAAGGAACUGCAAAAACAGAAACGGUGGAACUUAGAAAUCUCUUUGGGCUCUGGUCCUAAGAAAAAAGGAACUUCGUACAUUCAAAAUGAUAGAUAUUUAGAAGACAUUUAGAGCUGCUGUGUCAGGAACUAGAAGGCGGCUGCCGAAAGGACACCAGAAGCCCUGGGGGGGGGGGGCAGGGGGGAGGGCAGCGGUCGCAGCCCAGAGUGUGCCCGCGCGUCUAGACAGACCCUCCCCCUUCCCUGGGCAAGCACGUGGACACAAACAGCCGGAAGUUUAAAGAAUGGGACUGUGAGUCCCAUGAUAUCUGACUCAAAUAAAGGAAACAAUGAACGGAC
Messenger RNA from Hyaena hyaena (striped hyena), 1476 nucleotides. RefSeq names its product Fc fragment of IgG receptor Ia (gene FCGR1A). The transcript is spliced from 7 exons. Gene Ontology annotation, molecular function: transmembrane signaling receptor activity. NCBI's taxonomy places the organism in Eukaryota, Metazoa, Chordata, Mammalia, Carnivora, Hyaenidae. Bases 194 to 1249 code for a protein of 351 amino acids. Gene Ontology annotation, biological process: cell surface receptor signaling pathway; regulation of immune response. The record is from RefSeq and is a predicted model, not a curated record.